GGGGGGGGGGGUGGAGAGAGAAGAGGGAGUCUAUAUCACGUGACAGGGGCGGCGCGGCCCGGGGUGUCAGUGUGGAGGAGACUGAGCAUUCUACCUUGUAAAUACUGUUAUUUGUAUAUACUGUAAAUGAUGACAUCAGUGGGCACUAACCGAGCCCGGGGAAACUGGGAGCAGACACAGACACAGAACCAGACACAGCACAAGCAGAGGCCACAGGCUACUGCAGAACAGAUAAGACUUGCACAGAUGAUAUCGGACCACAAUGAUGCUGACUUUGAGGAGAAGGUGAAGCAACUGAUUGAUAUCACAGGCAAGAACCAGGAUGAAUGUGUGAUUGCAUUGCAUGACUGCAAUGGAGAUGUCAAUAGAGCUAUCAAUGUGCUGCUGGAGGGGAACCCGGAUACGCAUUCCUGGGAAAUGGUUGGGAAAAAGAAGGGAGUCUCCGGACAGAAGGAUGGCGGACAGAUGGAAUCCAAUGAGGAAGGCAAAGAGAAUCGAGACCGAGAUAGGGAUUAUAGCAGGCGACGUGGUGGACCACCAAGGCGGGGAAGAGGCGCCAGUCGUGGACGAGAGUUUCGAGGUCAGGAAAAUGGACUGGAUGGUGCUAAGACUGGAGGCCCAUCUGGAAGAGGCACAGAAAGAGGCCGAAGGGGCCGUGGACGAGGCAGAGGUGGCUCUGGUAGGAGGGGAGGACGAUUUUCUGCCCAAGGCAUGGGAACCUUUAACCCAGCUGAUUAUGCAGAACCAACCAACACCGAUGAAAACUAUGGCAAUAAUAGUGGCAAUACGUGGAACAAUACUGGCAGUUUUGAGCCAGAUGAUGGGACGAGACUUGAUUUCAUGGGGGUUGAGGGGUCAAAUUAUCCCCGAAAAUUUGAGACUGCUCCUGGUGCAUGGAGGACUGCAACAGAGGAAUGGGGUACAGAAGAUUGGAAUGAAGAUCUUUCUGAGACCAAGAUCUUCACUGCCUCUAAUGUGUCUUCAGUGCCCCUGCCUGCAGAAAAUGUGACAAUCACUGCUGGUCAGAGGAUCGACCUUGCUGUGUUACUAGGGAAGACACCUUCUUCAAUGGAGAAUGAGUCAACCAAUAUGGAUCCAUCUCAGGCUCCUUCCCUGGCCCAGCCUUUGGUGUUCAGUAACUCAAAGCAGAGCACCAUAUCGCAGCCUGCAUCAGGAAGCACCUUCUCCCAUCACAGCAUGGUGAGCAUGCUAGGAAAGGGGUUUGGUGAUGUCGGCGAAGCUAAAGGUGGUAGCACCACAGGCUCCCAAUUCUUGGAGCAGUUCAAGACAGCCCAGGCUUUGGCCCAGUUGGCAGCUCAGCACUCUCAGUCGGGUGGGAGCACCACCACUUCCUCUUGGGACAUGGGCUCUACAACACAAUCCCCAUCGCUGGUGCAGUAUGAUUUGAAGAACCCAACAGAUUCAGCAGUCCACAGCCCAUUCACAAAACGCCAGGCCUUCACCCCAUCUUCAGCCAUGAUGGAGGUGUUCCUGCAGGAAAAGCCACCUGCAGUGACCACCUCUACAACUGCACCUCCGGCCCCUUCCUCUCCAUUGCCGAGCAAGUCCACCUCAGCUCCACAGAUGUCCCCGGGAUCUUCAGACAACCAGUCCUCCAGCCCCCAGCCGGCUCAGCAGAAACUGAAGCAGCAAAAGAAAAAGGCCUCCUUGACUUCGAAGAUUCCUGCUCUGGCAGUGGAGAUGCCUGGCUCAGCGGAUAUCUCAGGGCUAAACCUGCAGUUUGGGGCAUUACAGUUUGGGUCAGAGCCUGUCCUCUCAGAGUAUGAGUCCACUCCUACCACGAGCGCCUCGUCAAGUCAGACUCCAAGCAGUCUCUAUACGAGCACUGCAAGUGAGUCUUCAUCCACAAUUUCAUCCAACCAGAGUCAGGAGUCUGGCUACCAGAGCGGCCCAAUUCAGUCGACAACCUAUACCUCCCAAAACAGUGCUCAGGGCCCGCUCUAUGAACAGAGAUCCACACAGACUCGGCGGUACCCCAACUCCAUCUCCUCGUCUCCCCAGAAGGACCUGACUCAGGCAAAGAAUGGCUUCAGCUCCGUGCAGGCCACACAGUUACAGAACACACAAUCUGUUGAAGGUGCUACUGGCCCUGCGGUGAAAUCUGACUCACCCUCUGCUCCCAGCAUCCCCCCUCUCAAUGACACGGUAUCUGCAGCUUCCUUGCUGACCACAGCCAAUCAGCAUUCAUCUGCAUUGGGUGGCUUGAGCCACAGUGAGGAGCUUCCAAAUACUACCACCACCCAACACAGCAGCACAUUAUCUACACAACAGAAUACACUUUCGUCAUCAUCAUCUUCUGGGCGCACUUCAACAUCAACUCUUUUGCACACAAGUGUUGAAAGUGAGGCGAGCCUUCAUUCUUCCUCCAGCACUUUCUCUACUGCAUCCAGCACAGUCUCGGCGCCUCCUCCUGUGGUCAGCGUCUCAUCCAGCCUAAACAGUGGCAGUAGUCUAGGCCUCAGCCUGGGCAGUAACUCUACCGUCACCGCCUCAACCAGAAGCUCAGUCGCCACAACUUCAGGAAAAGCUCCCCCCAACCUUCCUCCUGGGGUCCCACCGUUGUUGCCUAAUCCAUAUAUCAUGGCUCCAGGGCUGUUACAUGCCUACCCGCCACAAGUGUAUGGUUAUGACGACUUGCAGAUGCUUCAGACAAGAUUCCCCUUGGAUUACUACAGCAUCCCGUUCCCUACACCUACCACUCCGUUGACCGGGAGGGAUGGUAGCCUGGCCAGCAAUCCUUACUCUGGUGACCUCUCAAAAUUCGGCCGUGGAGAUGCCUCGUCCCCAGCCCCAGCCACAACCCUGGCACAGCCCCAGCAGAAUCAGACGCAGACUCACCACACCACACAGCAGACAUUCCUGAACCCGGCGCUGCCUCCUGGCUACAGUUACACCAGCCUGCCGUACUACACAGGGGUCCCGGGCCUCCCCAGCACCUUCCAGUAUGGGCCUGCUGUAUUCCCUGUCGCUCCUACCUCUUCCAAGCAGCAUGGUGUGAAUGUCAGUGUGAACGCAUCGGCCACCCCUUUCCAACAGCCAAGUGGGUAUGGAUCUCAUGGAUAUAACACUGGUGUAUCAGUCACCUCCAGUAAUACAGGCGUGCCAGAUAUUUCGGGUUCUGUGUACUCCAAAACUCAGCAGUCCUUUGAGAAACAAGGUUUUCAUUCUGGAACUCCUGCUGCCUCCUUCAACUUGCCUUCAGCCCUGGGGAGUGGAGGGCCUAUCAAUCCGGCCACAGCUGCUGCCUAUCCGCCAGCCCCUUUUAUGCACAUCCUGACCCCCCAUCAGCAGCCACACUCCCAGAUCCUCCAUCACCACCUGCAGCAGGAUGGCCAGGUUCUGCCUCAGCUACCAUAUUUGCAGAUGAUUCUCUGUUGCCAGCGCCAGCAGGAGGAGCAGAAUUGUGCUAUUGCUGACCGGAGAGGGACUAGAACUUCCAAGGGUUUCACCGAUUAUGCAGACAACAACUUCUUUGGAUUAAGGGCUUAAGGGAGAGUGUAGCCUUUGAAUGAUCUUUUGGCAGGAGGAGAAAUGGAGGAACAUGACAGUUCCCAGGCCUUCCCACCAAAAGGUCCCUGCUAAUUGGCCUCCUUUCUCCUCCCUGUCCUCCCCCCACCCCAAUAUCCCUUCCC
Messenger RNA from Vombatus ursinus (common wombat), 3653 nucleotides. Its product is annotated as ubiquitin-associated protein 2-like. NCBI's taxonomy places the organism in Eukaryota, Metazoa, Chordata, Mammalia, Diprotodontia, Vombatidae. The record is from RefSeq and is a predicted model, not a curated record. The coding region runs from base 127 to 3510 and encodes 1127 amino acids. The transcript has 29 exons. Gene Ontology annotation, cellular component: nucleus; cytoplasm. Gene Ontology annotation, molecular function: protein binding.